CCGCCAUUCGAUAAACAGCCCACCGCGGAAGAUUUUCGGACGGCUAACUUGUAGAGCAGCGAUUGACUCAUCUUGUCCUUCCCUGGAGCCGUCUCGCUCUCACCAAACAUUUCUUGGGUGAUCUUGCGUGAUCUUGCGUAUCUCGACGGCAGGCAAGCACCGCCAGCAUGCCCAAGGUUCACCUCCUCGACUACGUCGCCGGCAACGUGCGCAGCCUCGUCAAUGCCAUCGAGAAGAUUGGCUACGAGGUUGAGUGGAUCCGGUCGCCAGAGGAGGUCGCAAAUGCGGAGAAACUUGUCCUCCCGGGCGUCGGCCACUUCGGCCACUGCCUGUCCCAGCUCUCGUCCGCCGGCUACCUCCCCGCCCUCCGCGCCCACAUCGACGCCGGCAAGCCGUUCAUGGGCAUAUGCGUCGGUCUGCAGGCCCUCUUCACCACGUCCGCCGAGGAUCCCGACUGCCCAGGCCUUGGCCUGAUCCCCGGGGCCCUGGACCGAUUCGACGACGCCUCUAAGUCCGUCCCGCACAUCGGCUGGAACAACGCGUUGUGUCCGACGAACCCCACGCUCUACGGCCUGCGCCCAGACUCGAAGUACUACUAUGUGCACUCGUACAAGUACCCGUACAAGAAGGGCGAGCUAGAGCAACUUGGCUGGGCCGUCGCAACCGGCACGUAUGGAACAGAGACCUUCGUCGGCGCAGUGGCCAAGGGGAACGUCUUCGCGACGCAGUUCCACCCCGAGAAGAGCGGUGUUGCCGGGUUGAGGGUCAUCCGCGCGUUUCUGGACGGGUCGGGAGCCAAGGCCCUCGCCGAGAGCGCGCCUCAGGUGUUAAACGGCACAGCGGACGAGAUGAUCGCGCGGGAAGGGCUGACCAGACGGGUGAUCGCGUGUCUAGACGUCCGCACGAACGACCAGGGCGACCUGGUGGUGACGAAGGGCGAUCAGUACGACGUGCGAGAGAAGUCUGCCGACCGGUCCGUGCGAAAUCUGGGCAAGCCGGUGGAGAUGGCGAAGAAGUACUACGAGCAAGGCGCGGAUGAGGUCACCUUCUUGAACAUCACGUCGUUCCGCGACUGCCCGGUGGCCGAUCUUCCCAUGUUGGAGAUUCUGCGCAGGACGUCAGAGACGGUGUUUGUGCCCCUGACGAUCGGCGGCGGCAUCCGCGACACGUUGGACGUCGACGGGACCAAGGUGUCUGCCUUGGAAAUCGCAACCAUGUACUUCAAGAGCGGAGCCGACAAGGUCUCGAUCGGCAGCGACGCGGUGCUCGCUGCGGAGGAGUAUUACCGGGGCGGCAAGGUGCUGUACGGGAACACAGCCAUCGAACAGAUCAGCAAGGCAUAUGGCAACCAGGCCGUGGUUGUGAGCGUGGAUCCGAAGAGGGUGUACGUCCCGAAGCAGGACGCCACGCGCCAUGCCACUAUCAAGACGGAGUUCCCCGGGCCGAAGGGGGAGGGGUACUGCUGGUACGCGUGUACCAUCAAGGGCGGGCGCGAGACGAGAGACUUGGACGUCGUGGAGCUCACGCAGGCAGUCGAGGCGAUGGGCGCCGGGGAGAUUCUCCUCAACUGCAUCGACAAGGACGGCACAAACAGCGGUUUCGACCUGGAACUGAUCCGGCAGGUCAAGGAAGCCAUCAGGAUACCGGUGAUUGCCAGCAGCGGUGCCGGGAACCCCGGGCACUUCCUCGAGGUCUUCCAGGAGACAACGACAGAUGCGGCCCUGGGGGCUGGCAUGUUCCACAGGGGUGAGUACAUGGUGCAGCAAGUGAAAGACCACCUGGCCGACAAUGGAUUGGCGGUCAGGAAGUUCGAGGGCGAUCUAUGAGGCACAGUUGCACGUACAGGCGGGAACAUUCUUGAUAUAUAGACUUUGCUGUAGAUACCAAACCGAUUUCCAUGCUAACCCAGGUACCCAUGACGGACCGGAGACCUUCACAUAAAAUGAGAAGGAUGCAGCAACUCUUGCCAUGGC
This is a messenger RNA of Thermothielavioides terrestris NRRL 8126, 1973 nucleotides long. RefSeq lists its product as uncharacterized. Gene Ontology annotation, molecular function: imidazoleglycerol-phosphate synthase activity; oxo-acid-lyase activity. The transcript is spliced from 2 exons. The record is from RefSeq and is a predicted model, not a curated record. Bases 168 to 1826 code for a protein of 552 amino acids. Lineage: Eukaryota; Fungi; Ascomycota; Sordariomycetes; Sordariales; Chaetomiaceae. Gene Ontology annotation, biological process: L-histidine biosynthetic process.